This is a messenger RNA of Bufo gargarizans (Asiatic toad), 366 nucleotides long. RefSeq names its product trifunctional purine biosynthetic protein adenosine-3-like. The transcript is spliced from 2 exons. Gene Ontology annotation, molecular function: phosphoribosylamine-glycine ligase activity. NCBI's taxonomy places the organism in Eukaryota, Metazoa, Chordata, Amphibia, Anura, Bufonidae. Gene Ontology annotation, biological process: purine nucleobase biosynthetic process. The coding region runs from base 4 to 366 and encodes 120 amino acids. The record is from RefSeq and is a predicted model, not a curated record.
GGCAUGAACCCUCGCGGUAUUCACCACACUUUCCCCUGUAGGGACAUGACUGACAGAGUACUGGUAAUCGGCAGUGGAGAGACUGAGGAAGGCCUGUGCCGGGCCGUGGCACAAUCUGCUCACGUAAAGCAGGUUCUCUUUGCACCAGGGACUGAACGGAUGCCUGACAGCGAGAAGAUGGGAAAAUCAGCGGUGUUAACCAGCAACCCAGCAAUCUUAAAGCAGUUCUGCAAGGACCACAACAUCAGCCUGGUCGUUAUCAGCUCUAUGUCUCUCCUCGCUGCCGGUAAGUAUCUGUGUAUAUUAUAUAUCGGAGGAACGGUGGUCGGGGAGCUUCUUUAUGGAGCCACACUAAUGGCCGGCUAA